AGUUCACUACUAAUAUUAAAUUUAGUUGUACUCAUAAGUGAGUUACUCGACGAGUAUGAUUCACGUUCUUCCCGAAAACUAUGCUCACUGUUUAAAUCAUUAUCUAAAUGCUCAGUUGAAUUAAUAAUUAUUUGACGUUGAUGCUGCUUUAUCAUAUUACUUUGUGAAUUAAUUGACAUAGAACCAGAGUCACUUGACGUCCGAUAUGAUGACUUGAUUGUUGAUUCUUCAUUGUAUUUGGUCUCGAGAGCACAACUCUCAAGUAGCAUGGAACAUAAGCUACUUGUACUUGAAUUCUUAUCAGGCGAUUUAUCGUUGGGCUUCAAGAAAUUAUCAUUAUCAGGGUUCAAAAAUGAAUUAUCGACUGAAUCUUUUGUUGUUACAGUUGUUAAUGUUGUUAGUAUGCUUCUCUUUGGCGGCAAUGGUGGUGCAGAACUCAACUGUCGACUUGGUUUAGGAGGUGGAGAUUCUAAAAUAUUUUCAUUGCUUUGUGACUUUUUAACAAGAUGCGAACGGUUUAAUGAUGAAUAAAAUUGUUGCUUUUCUUCCUUUGGCGUUAUAUCUGGUAAUGAGUUUCUUUGACUUUGUCCAGCAAUGUCAACAUUAUCAAAACUUGACUGUUGAUAAUUUUUAACUAAGUCUAAUGAUUUCUUUUCUUUUACUAUAUCAACGAGAUUCUUUAUGUAUGAAACAAAAAGAGACAGAGAGAAUAAGAGGGUGGAAAUAACGCGCAAUAACUGCAAUAAACUUACAUUGACACCUUCAUGAAGUUGCACAACCAAUUCAUUUAUAUUUUCCUUAUUUUGUGCAAUAAAAUCAUUUUCUGUUUCACUAAUGAGAGCAUCAUCACAAAUUUUUAUGAUUUUCCCCAAAGACGAUUGUAGUUGCUGAAUCAAUGAAAGUAUUACACUACUUUUAGCAUAAAACUUGUUACUCUUUAAUGAUGAAUUGAUGUUUGCAAUAGUUUCGAUCAAUAUUGUCCCAUUUCCCGGCAACAUUUCCAAUUUAUUUUUAUUAAUGACAUCGUUAAAAUGUGUUAAUGCAGUUUUAGCCUGUCGUACGUGAUACUCAAGAUCAUGUGAAAGUUUUGUGUCAUCAUAAAAAAGCUGUUGUUGUGCCUUCUUGUGUUUUGGAGAAUUAGGUCUAGAGACGAAACACAAAAAACAAAUUGACUCAAAUGAUAAACGGGAGGAAUUAAUAUCAUCGUUGUGAAGAGAUGAUGAUAACUGAACUUCAUUAAAGGAAUUAUUAAUCCUUAAUUCUGUAAAAAUAUGACACAAAAAAAAUUUCUCAUUUAAUAUGACAACAUCAAUACUCAUCCAGAGCGAGCAAGAGAGAUAAGCAAGAAAAAAAAAAUCAUAUUUCGCAAAUAAUCAUCGAAUGAUAAAACUUUAAAGCUAUGCUUCAUCACCUCGUUCAUUCAUUGUUCACACUUUAUUGUAAAACAUUAUUUAAAAAAUAUUUGAAUAUCUUUUAAUAUUAGAAAAAAUUGAAUUUAAAAAAGUUCAGAGUAAAUUGAAAUGAUUUUUUUAGCACAUUAGAUUCAUGAACGCACUCAUUAGUAGUCCCAACAUAGAAAAUGAUUCUCUCACAUUCGCACUAAUAAAUGAGAGGCAUUGAGAGGAAAUAUCCGAUGUUUUUCAUAGAGUUUGGUAGAUUUUUUUAGCAGCAUAAAAUUGAUUUUCUACAAAAAUUGAAAAAUAAUUUUUUUACAUUAAAUUCAUAACAUUAAAGUCAUUAGAUUAGCUUUAAAAUUAUAUUCAUACGGAUAAGUUUAUGAUUCGGAUAUUUUUAUAAUCAUAUUAAGUGAUUAAAAGGGAUAAUUAAAAAUGGCUUGGAGAUUUAAGGCUUCCAAAUAUAAGAACUCUGUGCCAAUUGUACCAAAAAUAGAGGAAUGUGUUCGAGAUAUCGUGGUCGGCUCUUAUCAAAACUAUGGCAAUAACAUAACAGCUUCCGCUAAAUUUAUGGCAUUUCCCAUUGAACAUUCCGGUUCAACAUUGGCUGUGUUGCCAAUUGACGAUUCUGGUAGAAAGCCAAAAAAUAUGCCGGCUCUUCAUGGACACACAGACACUGUAAAUGAUCUCGCAUUCUCACCAUUUCAUGAUAAUUUACUCGCGACUGGAUCUCAAGACUCAUUAGUUAAAAUUUGGCACAUUCCCGAAGAAGGACUGAAAGAAUCAUUGACAAAUCCUGAAUGCACAUUUUCACAUAAACAGAAAAAGGUUGAAAAUGUUGGAUUCCAUCCGACUGCUGAUUGUCUUCUGUACUCAACAGCUGCCUCAAACGUUUCAUUGUGGGACUUGACAGAAGAGAAGGAAAUCUUCACUAACGGUGAUCAUCCUGAAAUUAUUCAAAGCUUAAGCUGGAAAGGUGACGGAACAGUGUUUGCCACAAACAGUAAAGAUAAAAUGGUUCGUAUUGUGGAUCCAAGAAGCAACUCUCCAAUAUCUAUAGGCGCAAACAGCCAUCAAAAUAUCAAGGAUUCACGUGUUGUAUGGUUGGGUGACCAACAAAAAAUUCUUACAACUGGUUUUGAUUCUAAUCGAUUACGCCAAGUCAUGAUUCGUGAUCUUCGCAGUUUCUCCACACCUGAGAAAACACUCGAAUUAGAGCAAUCAACUGGAAUUUUGAUUCCAUUAUAUGAUCCAGACACCAAUAUGCUCUUCCUUGCUGGAAAGGGAGACAUAACAAUAAACUUUUUGGAAGUUACUGACAGAGAUCCAUAUUUAAUAGAAGGCAUUCGUCAUACAGGUGAACAGACCAAGGGUGCCUGUUUCAUUCCUAAGAGAUCGUUGAGAGUAAUGGAGGGCGAAGUUAAUCGUGUGAUGCAGUUAACAUCAAACUCAGUCAUUCCAAUAAUGUAUCAAGUUCCGCGUAAGUCUUAUCGUGAUUUUCACAGUGAUAUUUUCCCCGAUACAAAUGGAUUCAGAAGUGAAUUGAAGCCGCAAGAUUGGAUGAGUGGAAAGAACUAUGUCUUGCCAAAAAUUUCAUUGGAUCCCGCCAAAACAGAUAUUGCCGAUAUGGUGAAAGAAAUGUGUGUAGGAAAUUUGGAAGAAAUAAGAAAAAAUUUAAAUGAAAUCGAAAAGCACCAAACAAAUGGUCAGCAAGCAAAGCAACAUGUUAUAAUACCGAAAAAAGAAAAGACUCAAAACUUUAAUGUUGAGACAAAAAGCUCGAAUAAUGAAACGUCAGAAUUUCUCGAAAAAUUCAAGGCAGUCAGAAUGCAAAAGAAUCUCGAUAACAAGACUGUUGAAAAUGGAUCAAAGGUAAAGAAUGGCGAUCAUGAUGAUCAUAAAGUAGAUGAUGAUGACGACGAUAUAAAUAAAAAGGACGUUGUUCCACCAGUUCCAUUACCGCGAAAAUCAAUUUCGGAACAAAGUAGUUUUGAAGAAAACUCCAGUGGUGUACCGAAGCCUAAACCAAGGCAAAUCGGCAAUUGUACCAAUUAUAAGCCACGCCUUGGUCCGAAACCAUUUUCACUUGACUCAACAGACAAUACUUUUGAUAAAGUUUUUGCUGUCCCACAUGUACCCAUUGUGAAAGAAGCGAAAGAGCAUGAAAAGGAAUUGAUGAAAGAAAAGAUUCAACCGGAAGCGUCCGAUGAUGUUGAAAUUGCAAAAGAAAGUGAUGUUGAAGAUCAGAAACAAGAAGAUUCGCCUCCAGUCAGUGAACGUGACAAUUUCGCACGUGAUGAUGAACAACGUAAGAGUAUUGCUGAUCGUCGCAGAAUAUAUGAAAAUCGUUCACAGAGUCAAGUUGAGGAAAAGAAGCCGUCUCCAAUUUUAAUGAAACGCCAAGAUUCUGCAAAAACAGAAAAGAAAGAAUCGAAAAAUGAGAUUGGAAUGAAGCGAACAUCAACUGUAUUUGGAAAAGUCUCCAAAUUUAGACAUCUGAAGGGAACAGCUGCACAUAAAUCAUUCCACAUUGAGAAUUUGAAAAAUAUUAGCAGACAAAUUCCUCCAGAAUGUGAUGUUUUUUAUGCAAAUGAUGAACGAGUCGCUGUCCCAAUUUCCGGACAAGGUGGAAAAAUUGCAGUUUUUGAAUUGAGUAAAACUGGUCGCUUACCAGAUGGUGUUAUUCCAUGUUUAGUCAAUGGAAAUAGCACCAUGGAUUACCAGUGGGAUCCAUUUGAUAGCCGAAUCCUUGCUGUAGGAUGUGAUGAUGGUCGAGUUAAGAUUUGGAAUAUUCCAGAGGAUGGUCUAACUGAGUCCACAAAUAGCCCAACACAAGAAUUUGGAGCUCAUGCUGAAAAGAUUUCAUUCAUCAAGUUUCAUCCAUUGGCAAAGAAUGUAUUGCUUACAGCUAGUUAUGAUUUGACUUUGAAGAUUUGGGAUUUGAAUGACUUAUCCGAGAAGAUUACCUUGAAGGGACAUACAGACCAAAUUUACUGUUUCUGUUGGAGUCCAUGUGGAAAAUACGGUGCAACCGUUUGCCGUGAUGGAAAGAUCAGAAUCUAUAAUCCACGAAAAUCAAGCAACCCCGUUCGUGAGGGUAUUGGAGCUCCAAUCGGUACCAGAGGCAGUCGUAUCCAAUAUGCGCUGAAUGGUGAAUAUUUGGUUGUGACAGGAUUUGAUAAAGUAAGCGAGCGUCAAGUAUAUGUGUUCAAAACAUCAAAUCUGAAUGAUGCUCUCGGAAUGGUCUCAUUGGAUGUCUCACCAGCACUUUUGAUUCCUUAUUAUGAUGAGGACAGUUCGACAAUAUUCUUGACAGGCAAGGGUGACACAACAAUCUAUACUUAUGAAGUAACAGAGGAGGCUCCCUAUUUGUGCCCACUUUCACACCAUCGUAGCCCAAGCAUUCAUCAAGGAUUAAGCUUUUUACCAAAGAAUCAAUGCGAUGUUGCCAGCGUAGAGUUUGCCAAGUGUUAUCGCUUGACAAACAACUCUAUUGAACCUUUAAGCUUUACAGUCCCAAGGAUUAAGAUUGACUACUUCCAAGAUGAUCUAUUUCCACCAACUCGCAUGGUUUGGAAUCCAACAAUGACAUCAACAGAAUGGUUUGAACAGAAUGAUAAACCUGCAGUCAAGGUGAGCUUAAAACCGAAAGAUAUGGAACCGCUAUCAUCGCUCUCUAGACCAAAUGAGUCGAAAAUCAUUGAUAUGAAGCCAGUCGAUGAAACAUCAUACAUGAAAAAUAGCAAUAGCAACAAUGGACAGAAUUGGACAGAAGAGGAAUUGAAAUCUAAAACGGAUGAUUUAAAGAAGUCAGUUAGUGCACGAGUAUCAGUAAACUAUGCAUUGGAACAAGACAGAAUGGAAGGAGUUGAUCCUGAAGAGUGGGACGAAUAAGAAUACAAUCGAUUCAAGAAUUGCUUUUCCUAUGUGUUUAUUAGUAUUCCUUCAGCUUUUCAUCAUUCUUAUUUAUGUAUAAAAAACAUAUAAGACAGAAUAGUUUACAACAUUUUGAUAUGAACCUAAUGAUAGUGUAAUAAUCUACUUACAAUAACUUUAAUCAAACUUCAACUUCUCUAUCUACAAACUCUCUCUCAAUACUUUCUAGCUAUUAGCUAUCAAUCAAGGAAAGUUCAUCUUUCAUCUUUAUAUCAAAAAAAAAGUAAUAUAAUUUAACGUAUGAAAUGAAAUUUAAAUGAACUGAAAUGAAUGUUUGGUGUGAAUUUCAAUUUCAAUUUCAAAAAAAAACUUAAAAAUCUUGACAUUCACAAAUUUUGUAUUAAUAAUUUUAAUAUUGACGAAAGACUUAAAUUUUUUGGCUGUAUCUUGCUUUCUCUUACUGAUCUAAUUUAAAAUUUCAAUGCUCAGACUUUUUUACUUGCUUGACAUAUAAUAAUGGUAUCGCGUAUUAAGUCGUGUGAUAUGAACUUAUAUACAUCACAGAUUUAAAGGGUUUUUUUUUAAAUGAUGCAUUAAAGAUUUUGGCAUGACAUUUCUAGUCAUCAAAAUAUAUUUCAUACUUUUAUAAUAUUUUCAUGAAUAAAGGAAUUUUUAAAUAAGUAAUAACAAUAAAAUGAAUUAACCCAA
This is a messenger RNA of Chironomus riparius, 5978 nucleotides long. The record is from the annotation of a GenBank genome assembly. Lineage: Eukaryota; Metazoa; Arthropoda; Insecta; Diptera; Chironomidae.